Messenger RNA from Microthlaspi erraticum, 1032 nucleotides. NCBI's taxonomy places the organism in Eukaryota, Viridiplantae, Streptophyta, Magnoliopsida, Brassicales, Brassicaceae. The record is from the annotation of a GenBank genome assembly.
AUGUCAGAUCUUGCAGAGGAAUUGGUAGAAGAAAUAUUAUCUUGGAUUCCAUUGACAUCUCUGACGGAAGCUAGAUGUACAUGUAAACCCUGGAACGCCUACUUGAGAAAUCGGAAACAGUUUACAGGGUACAUGGUGUUGGAUUCUAAGCUUUGUUCAAUGGAAUUCAAUCUCGACCUCGAACGAUUUCGUGUAAAGCAAGUAAACUUUUUGGUUAAGCCAUCUAUAAAGCAAGCAAGUAUACUUAACCAAGGAGAGAUAUGCGAAGUCUUUCACUGUGACGGAUUGCUCUUAUGCGUCAUCAAAGACGAUAGGUGGCGCUUUGUGUGGAACCCUUACUUGAGGCAAAUCAUGUGGAUCAAACCCAUAAACGAUUCCCACAAAUUCCACACAUCGGACAUGUAUGCUCUCGGGUACGACAAGAACGGUACGCACAAGAUCUUGAGGCUUUUGGAUGUUUUCAAGUUCUCACAUCUCCUUCCUUUUUACGAAAUCUACGAUAUUUACUCUGACUCAUGGAAGAUUCUUCAUCUCAACUCCGGGUGUAGUAUAAAAAGCGAGAGGUUUGGGACGCGUCUUGAUCUCCCGAUUGGCACGAGGAGUCCGAAAACGAAAACCGUGGCUCUGUCUUCUGUUAGGGAUGAGCAGCUCGUUGUGUUACAUUUAACCAAGGAUAAUAGAAUGGACAUUUUUAUAAUAAGGAAUAUUACGGUCAACAACGGCAUGACGACGUCAUGGACAUGGAGCAUAUUCUUGAGAGUGGAAUUAAAACCGUCGUUUACCUUUUUGGAAGCUGUAUCUUUCUUCAUCGACGAGGAGAAGAAAAUCGCUCUUGUUUCCGAAUCAUACAAAUCUUCUCGAGCUUGUAUCAUUGAAGUUGAUGGAUACUUCAAAUCAGUGAAUAUCCGAGAAGCUAGGAAACCUGGACUUGAAUGUUUUUGUAACCAACUUGUGUUCUCUUCUUAUGCUCCAAGUGUAGUGGAACUACAACCAUAUCGUCGCCGGAGCAAAAGGAAAGCAAGAGACUAUUAG